AGUGAAAUGAGAGCAAUGUUUCUUUGCUGACGGUAUUUGAGACAGCUUAGGGUUCUUGCAAGCUUAAUAUUAAAUCUAUUUCCAUCUAAUUAUUUGAAAUAUAAAAUUCAAAUUUAAAUAUGACUGAACAAUUGCAAUUAAGAGGUACUUUACGGGGCCAUAACAAUUGGGUUACCCAAAUUGCGACGAACCCAAAAUUUCCAGAUAUGAUUUUGUCAUCAUCUAGAGAUAAGACUCUUAUUAUGUGGAAAUUGACUCGUGAAGACACUAACUAUGGUGUACCUCAGAAACGUCUUCGUGGUCAUGGGCAUUUUGUUACAGAUGUUGUCAUGUCUUCUGAUGGACAAUAUGCCUUAUCUUGUUCUUGGGAUAAGACUCUCCGUUUGUGGGACUUAACUUAUGGAAAGACAACUAGAAGGUUUGAGGAUCAUACUAAAGAUGUUCUUAGUGUUGCCUUCUCAGCUGAUAACCGACAAAUUGUUUCUGGAUCACGAGAUAAAACAAUCAAAUUGUGGAAUACCUUGGCCCAAUGCAAAUAUACAAUUCAAGAAGAUGGCCACAGUGAUUGGGUGUCUUGUGUAAGAUUUUCUCCAAACAACAAUAAUCCAAUCAUUGUGUCUUGUGGUUGGGAUCGUUACGUAAAAGUUUGGAAUCUUACAAAUUGCCGUCUAAAAACAAACCAUAUUGGUCAUCAUGGGUAUUUGAAUACUGUUACUGUUUCUCCUGAUGGUUCCUUGUGUGCUUCUGGAGGAAAGGAUUGCAAAGCAAUGUUGUGGGAUUUGAAUGAAGGCAAACAUCUUUACACAUUGGACCAUACAGAUAUCAUCAAUGCUUUAUGCUUCAGUCCCAACCGAUAUUGGUUGUGCGUUGCUACUGGUCCUAGUAUCAAAAUUUGGGAUUUGGAAGGCAAGAAUAUGGUUGAUGAACUAAGGCCUGAAGUUAUAACUAACAGUGCUAAGGCUGAGCCUCCACAGUGUAUUUCUAUGGCUUGGUCUGCAGAUGGUCAGACAUUAUUCGCUGGUUAUACGGACAAUUCUAUCAGAGUAUGGGCUGUAAGUCCAUCAGCUCGCUGAUGUAUGAGUGAUAAAAAAAUAAAUAUUUGAAGAAAGA
Messenger RNA from Argiope bruennichi, 1110 nucleotides. RefSeq names its product receptor of activated protein C kinase 1-like (gene Rack1). The transcript is spliced from 7 exons. Lineage: Eukaryota; Metazoa; Arthropoda; Arachnida; Araneae; Araneidae. Gene Ontology annotation, biological process: positive regulation of protein phosphorylation; rescue of stalled cytosolic ribosome. The coding region runs from base 120 to 1073 and encodes 317 amino acids. Gene Ontology annotation, molecular function: ribosome binding; translation regulator activity; protein kinase C binding. The record is from RefSeq and is a predicted model, not a curated record. Gene Ontology annotation, cellular component: nucleus; cytosol.